This is a messenger RNA of Ictalurus furcatus (blue catfish), 2493 nucleotides long. RefSeq names its product twinfilin actin-binding protein 1a (gene twf1a). The record is from RefSeq and is a predicted model, not a curated record. Bases 94 to 1146 code for a protein of 350 amino acids. Gene Ontology annotation, molecular function: actin filament binding; actin monomer binding. Gene Ontology annotation, biological process: actin filament depolymerization; barbed-end actin filament capping; regulation of lamellipodium assembly. The transcript has 9 exons. Gene Ontology annotation, cellular component: actin filament; myofibril; cytoplasm. Lineage: Eukaryota; Metazoa; Chordata; Actinopteri; Siluriformes; Ictaluridae.
ACUGAGCGGAGCCGGUCACGUGACUGUAGUUCUAUUUCCUUCUUCCUGGGUUUUUUCGCUUUCUGAAAUCAACCGCUCGCCUCGAAGGAGAAAAUGUCCCAUCAAACUGGAAUUCAAGCUUCUGGAGAGUUGAAAGACAUAUUUGCCAGAGCCAGGAAUGGAAAUUAUAGACUUCUGAAGAUUGUGAUCGAAUAUGAACAGCUUGUACUCGGGGACACCAAGCCGGCAUCUCAGAGUUGGGAGGAAGACUAUAAUACCUUAGUUCUCCCUCUUCUUGAUAAGGAUCAACCGUGCUACGUUUUAUACAGACUGGACUCCACUAACAGUCAAGGACACGAGUGGGUUUUCCUCGCCUGGUCACCAGACCACUCUCCUGUGAGAGAUAAAAUGCUUUAUGCUGCUACCAGGGCUACAGUGAAGAAGGAGUUUGGGGGUGGGCAUAUUAAAGAUGAACUAUUCGGCACUGUAAAGGAUGACCUUUCUCUGAGUGGUUACAAGAAAUACCUCAUGUCCCAGGCUGCACCUCUUCCUUUCAGUGCUGCUGAAGAAGAACUGCGACAGAUUAAGCUCAGCGAGGUGCACACUGACAUCAGCGUGGACACCAAGCAGCAGACGCUGCAGGGUGUGGCUUUCCCUUUGCAUGGGGACGCCAUGCAGGCAUUGCAGAAGUUCAAGGACAAGACGCUCAACUACGUCCAGCUGAAAAUUGAUUUCGACAAGGAGCUCAUCAUGUUGUCGAAUACCGAGCUGACAGAACUGAAAGAUUUACCCAAGAGGAUUCCUAAAGAUGCUGCACGCUACCACUUCUUCCUUUACAAGCACUCACAUGAGGGAGAUCACCUGGAGUCUAUAGUGUUUAUUUACUCGAUGCCUGGCUACAACUGCAGUAUUAAAGAGAGGAUGCUUUACUCCAGCUGUAAGAAUCCUCUCCUAGACAUGGUGGAGAACAACCUGCUGAUGGAAGUAGAGAAAAAGCUGGAAAUCGAUAACGGGGAAGAGUUGACGGCUGACUUCCUAUAUGAAGAGGUCCACCCCAAACAGCAUGCGCACAAACAGGCGUUCGCUAAACCCAAAGGUCCUGCCGGAAGGAGAGGAGAUCGCAGGAUCACUCGACAUCCUGGAGAUGGCGAGGAAGCUGACGAUUAAACGCACAUCUGACCGCAUUCCCUCUUUUCCCUGUACUCCAGUGGAACAUUCCAAACAAUGGAGGCCUGUUUUACACAAAGCUAUCUACCUUUAAAAAAAAAAAAAAAAAAAGCAUAUGUAUAUUUUGUCCCCAAAUUGACGCAAAGACCGCAGCCUCAUAAUGAACUAUGCACGCACUUACUCAUGUGAUGGUUUGACCUCUGUAGCUAACUAAAUUUGGUUGAAAAGAAAUGACGUGAACAAAAAGUGUUUAUUAAUGCCAGGAGUGCACAAUCAAAUCUUACUCUAAAUGCAGUACCAUAAAACAUACAUACGACACACUGGCAUCAUUGUAGUAAAUACUACACAUUUACAUGUUUAUAAACACCAGCAUGAAUGUUGGUAUAACAUAUUCAUUAUAGGAAGGCGCCAUUUACAUCAGUAGAAUGUACCAUUUUGAAAAUCUUAUGAAGGUCAGCGAGUGCAGUAAGAAUUGUUAUAUUAUUGGACGAUUACUACUUUAGCAUGAGCAUGUACGCUCUGAAAUGUGAUCAAGAACAAAAAGACCUCCACAAAACCCAUUUCUUUCUUUCUUUUUUUAAAAAAAAAAUUCCAACUUUAAUGUCUGUAAAGAAGUAUUUUUUACAUGAGGCUUAAGUUAUAGAUGUAUUCCACACAACACCAAACACUGUAUGCUCACAUUUAUGAACUCUGGUCACAGAUAUUUUAACAUUAGACACUGCUUUUUAUAUCACAAUAAAAGUAUCAUUUUUGAUAUGACUUGACUGUCACGUGCUCAUGUUCCCAUUUGCCAAGAAAGAAAGAAAAAAGUGUUUUUUCCUAUGCAAGUGAUGUACAUUUUAAUGCAGUUGCAUAGAAUUCGGACUUGUUUUCAUGUCCGUAGCAUGGGUUAGAUUGGCAUUCUGUUUAAUAUAGCUACUGGUAAUGAAAAAAACAAACAGCAGUCAGUAAACCCAGAGUUGUAUAAACAUCUCGACACACUGGGUAAAAAGUGAAGCUGCAAUAUAUGCUUCGUGUGAAACUUUACACUGUUUAGAUGAGAGGAAAAAAAAAAAAACAGUUGAUGAGAUGAAUUGGCUUUAGAAUUUGUAUUCAGUGAAUUACUUGAAAUAAACAGUUACGAUAAUAAUUUGCUCACUUUAUGGCUAUUAUUGCUUUUUCUCAGGCACUGGUGUGUACUUUGUACAAUGUAGCACAAGGUGUCAGGAAAACUACUAGCAUGACGAUAUAUAAGCCAAACCAAAUGUGCGAUAAACCACUGUUGAACAUCUGCACGAGCCAACAAUCAUGUAAAUGGAAUUAUAUAGUGAAUUAUGUCUCAUGUUUGGUGGUCUUGAGAGUGUUUUU